Messenger RNA from Patiria miniata (bat star), 1431 nucleotides. Its product is annotated as procathepsin L-like. Gene Ontology annotation, molecular function: cysteine-type endopeptidase activity. The record is from RefSeq and is a predicted model, not a curated record. The transcript is spliced from 6 exons. Lineage: Eukaryota; Metazoa; Echinodermata; Asteroidea; Valvatida; Asterinidae. Gene Ontology annotation, cellular component: lysosome. Bases 336 to 1286 code for a protein of 316 amino acids.
CAUGCGUAACAUCAACCGACCGUGUCAAGGAUAAGGGCAAUCGAGUAUGAAUUUAUGACUGAGUCAACAAAUCCUUUGUGUUGUGGGUUACAGGUUUGCUUUUUGUCAUAGAGGUGUACAUGUACAUGUAGUUCGUUUCACCUGAACUACAAGUACUUGGCUGUAUAUUAGGCCUACGGUUGCACGUGAUCUAGCUUGCGCUCCAACAGGCGGACAUCUGCAUUCAUGUAUAGACACUUUUCUUCAAUAGAAGUGCGCACCUAGUCAAAAGAAAAGCCACCUGACAGAACUGCAAAUUGAAUAGAUGCAUGUGCAUUAUUUGAUUUGACCACAAUAUGAAGACAACAUCAUUACUGUGCUUUCUGGCGGGAUUGUUCGUUUCCUGUGACGUAGCUUCCCCUGCACAUAUUGACAUACACUCCGAGAUUGAGUGGAAGACAUGGAAAGAAAAGUACGGCAAGAAAUACGACAGCAUGUCUGAAGAAGUCGAGAAGAGGUCUAUAUGGGAAAGGAAUUAUGUCUUCAUCAAUGAGCACUAUUCUAAACUGGAUAGAACCUUCGACCUAUCGAUGAACGAAUAUGGAGACCAGACACAGAUGACCAGAAAGCAAUCUACCUUCACCUACCGUCAGCUAUCCCCAGUCGUACAGUCGCACCACGUGGUCCUGCCAACGAGCGUGGAUUGGCGGACGAAGGGUGACGUCACACCAGUGCGUAACCAGGGCCAGUCUGGCUCAGCGGCAGCGUUUGCUGCAGCCGACGCAGUGGCUAGUUACCAUGCUAUCAACACUGGCAAACUUGCUACGCUGAGCGCUCAAGAGGUGCAAGAUUGUUGCCAAUCUCACAUUGCCGAUUUCAUCUUUGACUGCAUCCACAAACUGGGCGGCCUUUGUAAAGAUAACGAGUACAAGCCAGGCAAUGGGACAUGCCGUAGCAGAUACUGCACACCUUAUGCCGAGGUUCCAACUGGUGGGAAGGAAGUCAACUCCGGGAGUGAAGAUGCCUUAGCCGAAGCCGUAGACAUAGAGCCAGUCAUGGUCAGUAUUGAUGCUAGUCAGGCAUCAUUCCAGUUUUACAGCAGCGGUGUGUACGCCAGUGGUAACUGUUCUUCCACCCUGUUGGACCACAGCAUGCUGCUUGUUGGCUACGGGCAACAGAAUGGCCAGGAAUAUUGGAUCUGCAAAAACUCUUGGGGUGUAUCUUGGGGCAUGAAUGGCUACGUUCUGAUGGCGCGCAACAAGAAAAAUAUGUGUGGGAUCGCAACGGAUGCAACAUAUCCAAACUAGAUCACUGGAGAAACGAAUUCAUCGACUCAAAAAAAUAAGUUUAGGUUCCAAAUGUUUUGCAAAUAUUGAAUGUAGUAAAACUAGCCUCUCGCUCGAGGUAAUCCAUGGUUAUUCUUUUAAUUUUUCCGAGGCGAAGCCGAGGGAA